AGCGGUUAAAAUAGACGCCGCUCGCCUCCUGGUUUCUCGGGUGUCAGGGGCAACAAAGUCGACAGCAACAGACACACCAGGAGUCUGUGUGUGUGCGGGGGAGAAGAAAGGAGGGAAGAGGAGAAGAGAGGAGGGAAGAGGAGAAGAGAGGAGGGAAGAGGAGAAGAGAUAAGGGAGGAAAUGAGGAGAGAGGAGUCACAGAGGCCACAUUAACACGAGGAGAGAGGAGAAUGUGCACGUCCACCAACCAGAGGAGAAGAGGACACAACAACACACUCCUGGAAAACCCAUUAGGUGAUGUUCUCCAGUAGCAGAGCGGUGUGCACACAAGCAGGUGUCAGAGGAUUCAGUGUCUGAAACUGAAGAUUCCUGAACACAGAGAUUAAAUGAGUGCCUGGUGGAAAUGAAUCGACCGCUCCUGACCGAUUCAGAGGAAAGAAGAAGAAGAAGAGGGAGGAGGAGACGUUGCUGUGGACGCAGACAGCCGGUUCCUGACAGCUGACUCGGAGCCAGAGAACAGCGGGAGGACAUGAGUGGACACAUGAUGACGUCUUCUCACAAACACAGCAUGUACAGUUUUGUCUAAAGAACAAAUCGUAGGAUUUCCUCAAUGACCCGAGGAGGACAUGAACCUGGAUCUAUUCACCCGGGGAUCAAGGAAUAGUCUCACCUCAGGAAGAGCAAGCGGAUAAUUUGACUUAAAGGCCUCCUCCGCUCGACGAGAAUGCCCGAACGAGUGAGUGACUUCCAGGGUCAGAGCUUUCACAAGCUGAGGCGGGACUGCCUGCGUCGGGGUGCGCUCUUUAAAGACCCCCUCUUCCCCGCCACUGCCCAGUCGCUGUUCUACAAACGGGAGCCCCCGCCGGGUCUGACCUGGAAGAGGCCGAGGGAAAUAUGUAAGGACCCUCGUCUGUUUGUCGAUGGCAUCAGCACUCGGGACCUGCACCAAGGCAGUCUGGGUAACUGCUGGAUGGUGGCUGCUAUUUCCUGCCUGGCGUCUGAGCCAUCUCUGUGGAAAAAGGUCAUCCCUGACCACGUGGAGCAGGAGUGGAACCCCAAACGUACCGACUUGUACGCAGGAAUCUUCCAUUUCCGGUUCUGGCGCCUCGGCCGUUGGAUGGACGUCGUCGUGGACGACCGCCUGCCGGUUAGCGGGGACGGGGUGCUGCUCUUCUGCCGCUCGGCUACACCACGAGAGUUUUGGAGCGCCCUGUUGGAGAAGGCCUACGCCAAGCUCAACAGCUGCUAUGAGGCCCUGGAGGGAGGAAACACUGCCGAGGCCCUGAUCGACUUCACCGGGGGAGUUUCGGAGCCCCUCGGUCUGGAUCGCGAGGCCCUCGGCCUGGGCAGCGACCACAGGAGGACGUUCUUCCAGACGUUAGCCAAGGCCCACGAACGCAAAGCCCUCAUCACCUGCUCCAUACGGCCAGCAGAGGGGGAGACGGUGGAGUCGGUGUUGGACUGCGGCCUGGUGCGAGGACACGCUUACGGGAUCACAGCGGUGAAGAAGGUGAGGCUGGGGGAGAGGCAGCUGAAGACGGGCGGGGCCUCCAGACUCUUCAUGGUGCGUAUGAGGAACCCGUGGGGGACCACAGACUGGACGGGUGCCUGGAGUCAGAGGUCACAGCAGUGGCAGCAGAUGAGUCGCGCAGAGAGGGAGAAGAUGGGCCUCGUAGUUCGUGACGUUGGGGAGUUCUGGAUGGAUUUCCAGGAUUUCUGUCACUACUUCACAGACGUGGUCGUGUGCCGGCUGGUGGAGAGAGCUCUGCUGUGGCCGAGCUCUCAUUGGAGAGAGGUCCGCUGCUACGGGGAGUGGGCCCCGGCUCCCAACACCCCCGGGUCACCUCCGUCCACCGUCUCCCACAGCAGCUACGAGUUGACCCCAGGGAAGAACAACACGAAACCCGGAGGGCCCGAGCAGCGCGGGAACCGGAAGGAGGCCCGGCUCGGGGAGAGUCAGCAGGGGGGACGGAGAGGAGGAAGGCGGGAUAGGGCUGCUAAAAAAGUGAUGGAGGACGACGAUGGUGGAGAGGGGGAUGGAGGAUGGACGGCACAAGUGGACAAAAGGAGUCGGUGUGGAGGGUGCAUCAACCACAGAGAGACGUUCCUGCACAAUCCACAGUUUAUGUUUGAGGUCGGAGCCAAAGGGGAGGAGGUGCUGAUCUGUCUGCAGCAGGAGGACAGGAGGGUACGCAGGAAAGACGGAGGAGGAGACAACCUGCCGAUCGGCUUUGAGGUCUUGAAGGUGGAGGUGAACCGCUGCAGCCGGGUGCAGUGUGUGGUGGAGCAGGCGGCCAGCUCCGUCUACAUGGACUCCCGCAGCGUAACGCUGAGGGCGACGCUGGCCACAGGCCGCUACGUCGUGCUGCCCACCACCUUCCUGCCGGGCGCAACCGGCCGCUUCCUGCUACGACUCUUCUCCCAUUCCCACGUCAGUCUCAGGGAAUUGAAGGAGGAUUUGCCGCCUCCCUCUCUGUUCCAGUGUUUCCUUCCUCAACCCACAGUGGUGACCAGCGUCCAUCUCCGCAGGGCGUCCGGACUCAGUCCUCCGAAAGAGACAGCUCCAGAUGUUUAUGCCGUGGUGAGAUGUGAGAACGACGUCAUCAGGACGCGGGUGUUCAAGGUGGAGGGAAACCCUGAGUUCAACCUGCGAACCCUCUUCUACAGGAGACGCCCCGACACACACAUCUCUAUUGAGUUGUGGGGCCGAGGUCUGCUGUGGGACUCGCUGCUCGGCGUCGCUCGACUCCAGACGGCGGAGUCUGAGAGGACUCGGAGUCAUGUGAUCGAUGUGCGAGGUGGACAGUCCGGCUCGGGAUGCCGAGGUUGUGUCCACGUCGAGACGUCCUCCAGCGUCUGCCUCACAGACUUGUGACAGCAUCGCCCGGUUGCCCUGGUAACUACAUCACAAGCCAUGGCAACCGUCGUCUUCCCUGCCGCCAAAAUAAGUUUUACCGUGUGCUGUUAUAAUAUUUAUUAAUCUUACUGUUGUCGUCAUCGUUGUUUUCUUCUCGUUGCUGUCUGUUGUUGAUAUUUUAAAUAUGAAUAUACAAAAAUCAUGUUUGCAUUAUGAUUAAAUGAUAAGAAAUGUGUGUUUUUCAUAUCAAUGUGUCUAAAUAUCUGCAUUUAGUAAAUGUAAAUUUGUGUAUUUUGCUAUUUUAACCGAAUUGAACACAUUUACAGACGUAUUUUUAUUAAUGUGUUCACUUCGGCCUUUAGCCCAGAGAGGUGUGUAGCAAUCAGACGGGUUUGCAUUCCUGCUUGUUUGCUGACUCACUUCUGCUGAUGUCCAACAGCUUUGUCUCUGAGAGAGAUUAGAAGAGACCCGGUCAAACCUAUAAUAGACUUUGACUGAUAAAAACCUCUUUGAUGUAAUAUUUUGCAUUUUUAUAUAUUCUAUAUUGGGUUUUUUUUAUUGAUGCACUUACACAAGCAGCUUAUGUUACUCUAGAAAAUCUGCUGUCAAACUACAUUCUGGCCGGACGCUCGGAGCCAAGUCCACACCCGUUUCAAUACAAACUGUGCAAACUCAAGAUAAACGACGACGGCUCAUUGUGUCCUCGUAGUUAUCGUUUUCUCAUUUGGCAGAAUUUGUUUAUCAGGAGGCUCGGGCUGUUACUGAGUGCUGCUUUACAACGUGGAGUAUCUUAAACUAACAUUCAUCCCCUGUGGUACAAGAAUUACACAUGCUGCUGCAAGUCAAGGUUUUACUCACUACUUUUCUUUCUUUCUUUUAUUUUUUUUCUAUGUUACCCUGUCAAUCAUCUCUAAAUGUCAGGGAGCAUGAUUCAAACUGCGUGACUUUCAUUUCACUCACCUUUACUUUCAUGUGUUUCAACCCACGUUGUUUAAACACUGUUAAUAAACAUCUGAACAAGCAUGAAUGUGAAACCUCCUGAUAUUUCAUCAUCCUAACGCUGCUGUUAAACAUCUCGUAUGUCGUAAUAAAGUGUUCAUUUUACAUUGUG
Messenger RNA from Hippoglossus stenolepis (Pacific halibut), 3968 nucleotides. RefSeq names its product calpain-5-like. Gene Ontology annotation, biological process: proteolysis. The coding region runs from base 725 to 2875 and encodes 716 amino acids. The transcript is spliced from 14 exons. Gene Ontology annotation, cellular component: cytoplasm. NCBI's taxonomy places the organism in Eukaryota, Metazoa, Chordata, Actinopteri, Pleuronectiformes, Pleuronectidae. The record is from RefSeq and is a predicted model, not a curated record. Gene Ontology annotation, molecular function: calcium-dependent cysteine-type endopeptidase activity.